Molecule: messenger RNA, 1820 nt
Organism: Trachemys scripta elegans
Lineage: Eukaryota; Metazoa; Chordata; Testudines; Emydidae
Gene: MAPK7
Product: mitogen-activated protein kinase 7
Exons: 5
Coding region: 147-1820 (557 amino acids)
Biological process (GO): intracellular signal transduction; cell surface receptor signaling pathway; protein phosphorylation
Cellular component (GO): nucleus; cytoplasm
Molecular function (GO): ATP binding; MAP kinase activity
Source: RefSeq, a predicted model, not a curated record
CCCGCCCCUGCCUUCCAGUGUGAUUGGGCGGUUGGGCGGGAGCGGCGACAUCCGGGCCCUCGGGGAAAGGCGCAGGGAGCGGCGGACCCGAGAGGGAACCAGCCCGGGGCUGGGAGGGUCCCGGGCGCGAGCCGGAGACGGGCGCCAUGGCGGAGCCGCGGAAGGAGGAAGAGGAGGAGGCCGAGGAGCGGGGAAAGCGGGAGCCGGGCCACCGGGCCACCGUCGCGGCCAAGAACCUGGCCAUCCUCAAGGCCCGCUCCCUGGACGUCACCUUCGAGGUGGGGGACGAGUACGAGGUCAUCGAGACCAUCGGCACCGGGGCCUACGGCGUGGUCAGCUCCGCCCGCCGCAGAUCGACAGGCCAGCAGGUGGCGAUCAAGAAGAUCCCCAAUGCCUUUGAUGUGGUGAUGAACGCCAAGCGCACCCUCCGUGAGCUCAAGAUCCUCAAACACUUCAAGCACGACAACAUCAUCGCCAUCAAAGACAUCCUGAAACCCGCCGUGCCCUAUGACGACUUCAAAUCUGUGUAUGUGGUGCUAGACCUGAUGGAGAGCGACCUUCACCAGAUCAUCCACUCCUCCCAGCCCCUCACGCUGGAACACGUCCGAUACUUCCUCUACCAGCUGCUCCGGGGCCUCAAGUACAUCCACUCGGCCAACGUCAUCCACCGGGACCUGAAGCCCAGCAACCUGCUUAUCAACGAGAACUGCGAGCUGAAGAUCGGCGAUUUCGGCAUGGCCCGGGGGCUGUGCACCAAGCCGGACGAGUACAAGUACUUCAUGACGGAAUACGUGGCCACGCGGUGGUACCGGGCCCCGGAACUGAUGCUGUCCCUCCACGAGUACACGCAGGCCAUCGACAUGUGGUCCGUCGGCUGCAUCUUCGCCGAGAUGCUGGGCCGCAAGCAGCUCUUCCCCGGGAAGAAUUACAUCCACCAGCUGCAGCUGAUCAUGACGGUGCUGGGCACCCCGUCCGCCAAAGUGAUCCACGCCAUCGGGGCCGACCGGGUGCGCGCCUACAUCCAGAGCCUGCCCUCCCGCCAGCCGGUGCCCUGGGAGAGCCUCUACCAGCAGGCCGACCGCUCGGCCUUGGCGUUGCUGGCCAAGAUGCUGCGCUUCGACCCCCGGGAGCGGAUCGCCGUGGCCGAGGCCCUCAAGCACCCCUUUGUGGCCAAGUACCACGACCCGGACGACGAGCCCGACUGCGUGCCCGCCUUCGAUUUCGACUUCGACAAGCAGGUCCUCAUCAAGGAGCGCAUCAAGGAGGCCAUCGUGGCCGAGAUCUGCGACUUCCACGCCCGCCGCGAAGGGAUCCGCCGGCAGAUCAGUUUCAAGCCCGCCCUCCGGCCGGCCGCCGCCGCCACUUCCCCACCCGCUGCCGCCGCCGCCACCCCCUUGCGCUGCCAGGACGUGGACAUGCCCAGUGCAGGCUCCACUGGGGGAGACUACGCCAUGGAGUCGCCAGCCCCCGGGGAAGUCCCGUACCCUCCGGAGACCAUUGACCUGACCUCUCCCGGGGCUCCCCCCCACCCCGAGGGGCCGGCCGAGGUGAAGGCGGAGCCGGAGGCCGCGCCGCCCAAGAGGGAGGGGGCCAUCUCGGACGACACCAAGGCGGCGCUCAAGGCUGCGCUGCUGAAGUCGGCUCUGCGCAAUAAGAACAAAGGUGCAAGGCUGGGAUGCCUGGGAGGUCCAACUACGGGCUUAAAAUCCAUGGAUCGACGACAGGGAGAGAAGAAGGAGGAUGAGGAGCAGGUGGCAUCAUCCCAUAGAUUUGAAUUCCAGCGUUCGCCAGCAUGCACUCCGGUCACGUUCACGGCGUGA